Messenger RNA from Cadophora gregata, 1635 nucleotides. RefSeq lists its product as uncharacterized. The record is from RefSeq and is a predicted model, not a curated record. Bases 1 to 1635 code for a protein of 544 amino acids. Lineage: Eukaryota; Fungi; Ascomycota; Leotiomycetes; Helotiales; Ploettnerulaceae. Gene Ontology annotation, cellular component: mitochondrion. The transcript has a single exon.
AUGUCAACACCUACGCCAUUCCUUUACCAGACCAGGACGCUCGCCAGAUGGAGUCUUGCUGGACCAAAUAUUAUUAAUGCACCUCGAUACUAUGAUACCAUGCUUCGCAGACACUAUAGUGAUGUCCGUAGUAACAAUGCGCCACCCUCUUCCCCACGAUUUACAAUAAAACGAACAUCGAACAUGUCAGGAGCUGAACCUCCAGCAGCUGGGAGCUGGACCUAUAAGCCCAGAUCUCAAGACAAUACAGUCUUUUUUUCGAACGAAGCGGAUGCUCAGCCAUCACCAUCCAGCAGGCCAUUCACGCCAAGAACACCAGAAGCGGCAUACCUAGGAACAUCAGGGCUCGAUACCGCCAACAAAUUGCCAAAUCUCGAGUCCAAUGACUUCAGAUUGGAAGAUGGACUAGGAUUCGACGAGAUGUCGGAGUUGGAUGAAGUUGAUAUGGAAGAUCCUUUCUCAACUGCUAUGCAGCCCGAAGAGAUUCAGGACUUGACGAGAAAGCACGGCUCUCGCGACUCGACAAUAACGGAUCAAGAAAGAUCAGCAUUCCAGAAAAUCUUCUCGGACAUUUUCAAGAGGUCCAACAGUUUAGGUCCGAGCUUAUCUACUUCCGCUUUUGAAGCGAUGGACAAGGACCCGUUCGAGAGGGAAAGCGAGCCAACAGAUCUUGGACGAGCCAAAAAGAACCUUGGUAAUAUUCUCACCACAGCGAUGCAGAGAAAUCCUCAAAGUCGUCGACAAAUGGACGCGGCCCUGGAAAAAUACCCACCAGCCCUGCGUGCAGCUGCGGCGAAAGCUAUGGGAUACAUAGAAGACGAAUCAGAUGUGGAACAGACUCAGUCAAGUCGAAAUGCCAUGUUGGAUACGGAAGCACUCGAAGCAUUAAGAGAACCAGAACGAAAACGUGUAGAGGGUCUCAUGAACGCAGCCAAUACCGAUUUCGAGCUGAUGGAGAUCAUGGAGAAAGAAGUAUUUACCUUGAUCUCAAAGUUAGGGUUGGAGGAUGCUUCAAACGUCGCAGCUGCUCACGUUCCGCUCAAGACCAAGAAAAAGAAGGCCUCGAAAAAGGCGAAAGUGACACGCAAAACCGAGAUUGUAACGGAGGUCGAGUCACAGGAAAGGUCAGAAGCUACGACCAGCGAGCCCGCGAUCGAUGGAGUGUCCCCUCUCGCGCUCUAUGGCCCUCUCUAUCCAUCAUAUCUCUUGCUUGGGCUCCGGCUUCUCGAUCGCUCUUUCGCGAAACCAUCUCCACUCGCCCUUUCGAUACUUCCAAGAAUCAAGUCUUUGGGAUACAUCUCACAGAUCCUGGGAGGUACGACCCCACUUUACAACGAGCUUCUGAAUAUAUACCGAUAUCGAUAUGAUGACUUCCGUGGAAUGCUUGAUCUGCUGAAUGAAAUGGAACAAGCUGCCUUAGAGUUCGACGAAGAUACUCUUGCGAUUGUACGGAAUACCUCCAAAUUCCAAUUUAGCAUUCAUCGAGGCGAGAAGGGCACUACGAUGAAAGCCUUAUGGGCAAUGCCUGAGUUUGCGCCCAAUGGUUUCAGGACUUGGAGAGAGAAGAUCAUCAAAGCCAUCAUGGAGAGGGAGGACAAGGCCAGAGAGCAUCUCCAAUUUAACAUAGCACGAUAG